AUUUUUUAUUUUUUUUUUCUAUUUCUCUCCAUAGUCUUCUGACCAUGAGUGGCAAGCAGGGAGGAGGCAAACAAGCUCAGCAGCAGCAACAGCAACAACAGGGCGGCAAGCGCCGCGGUGGCACCAGCGGAGCCGCAACCCCGACCACCCCGGCGUCUGGCGCGUCGUCUGGCGGCGGCGGUGCUGGCAACUGGGAUGCCGAGGACGUGCUCCAGGCAGUGGUCAUUGGCGACUCGUUCAACUCGCGCUUUACCCCAAUCACAAUGGAGCAGCCUCGCACACUGCUGCCGCUGUGCAACGCGCCACUGAUCGAUUACACACUCGAGUUCCUCAUCUCUGCGAACGUGCAAGAGAUUUUCGUGAUUUGCUGCUCGCACGCAGACCUCAUCAAGCAGUACAUCGAAGGAUCGCAGUGGGUGCGUCGACAGGGCGUGACCAUUACGUGCAUUGUUCAGCCAGAGUGCUUGAGCGUCGGCGAUGCGCUGCGCAACAUUGACCAGCUCGCCAUCAUCCGUUCUGACUUUAUCCUUGUGUCUGGCGACCUCAUUUCAAACAUGAAACUUGCUCCAGUUCUUGCCACGCAUCGGUUGCGACGAGAAAAGGACAAGGGCGCCAUCAUGACGAUGGUCAUGAAAACCGCAUCGCCCGCUCACCGAACACGCUCGCUGGAGCGCGACUCUGUUGUGGCGGUCGAGUCCAACUCUCAACGCCUGCUCGCCUUCCGCCAGCAGCGCAGCCCUAACGCCACAAAGUUUGUGCUCCCCGUCUCUGUGUUUAAGGAACAUGCUGCCGUGCAAGUUCGCUACGAUCUCUACGACUGCCACAUCAACAUUUGCUCGGCAGUGGUCCCGGUGCUUUUCACCGACAACUUUGAUUACCAAGACAUUUACGACCUCGUCCAUGGCAUUCUCGAUGAGGAGGAGAUUCUCGGCAACAAGAUUUUCAUUCACGAGCUCAACAACGAGUACGCAGCUCGCGUGGACAACUUGCGAGCAUACAAUGCGGUCAGCAAGGACGUCAUCCACCGAUGGACCUUCCCCAUGGUCCCGGACUAUAGCUCAGAGCCUGGCGAAGCGUACAAGUACGGUCGCAACAACAUUUACCAAGACGAGCGAGUUCUCCUGUCUCGCUCUUGCAACGUUGUUGAAGAUGUCGUUAUUGGCAAAGGUACCAAGGUUGGCGAGAACUCCCAAAUUACGUGCUCCACGAUCGGACGCAACUGUGUGAUCGGCGCUGGCGUCACGAUCGAAAACUCCUAUAUCUGGGAUAAUGUCGAAAUCGAAGACGGCUGCACGAUUAAGAACGCUGUCUUGUGCAACAAGGCCAAGAUUCUGCGCAAUGUCGCCGUUGAGAGCGGUUCGAUUAUUUCGUUCAACGUCGUUGUUGGCCCUGAUGUUGUGAUUCCAGCACAUUCGAAGCUGACCAUGCUCGAUGAGGAUGGCAACCUACCAGACUCGGACACCGUCUUUGACUCCAAGGUGGUUGGCACGGCAGGAGCGGGACACAACUUUGUUGUCGUUCCUGAAGACUUUGCAGAGGAUGAGCUGGAGCACUUGAAAUGGGGAGUUGAUAUUGUCCAUGUCGAGGACGCAGAUGUCGAGGACAGCGAUGAUUCCUUGUUUGGAGACGACACUGAAAUGCACAUGGAAGCCCCCGAGGACAUUUUUAUGCACGAAAUUCGCGAGAGCAUUCAAUCCGUCGCUCUGGGCGAGCGCAAUGUCGACGUCGAAAACAUUGUGGUCGAAAUCAACGGCUCCAAGCACGCCUACAACAUUGAGGCGCGUGAUUUGGCAGGUCUGAUUGUGCAGGUUGUGAUGGAGGUGCUCUUGGAGGUCAAUCCGACCGCGCCUCACACGGCACUCAAGACCCUGUGCACUCGCAAGAACCCCGUUGUCCUGAGUCUGCUCAAGCGUUACGUGUCCGGCCAACAGGCGGACCAGCUCAGUUCCAUCACUGCCAUCGCGAACGUUCUCGCGGAGCCAGAGGCCGAGGCAGCCCGCGGAUCGUUCUUGAACCUUGUGCACAAGCUGUACGACUUUGAUGUCCUUGGCGAGCGAGCCAUCCAGACUUGGUUUAAGCAAAAUGCAGAUGAACCCAACGAAAUUCGCGCCAAGCUCCGAGCAUCGCUCCAACGCCUCAUUACCUGGCUCGCUGAGGCCGAAGAAGAAUCGGAUGACGAUGACGAGGACGAGGACGAUGACGACGAUGAUGAAGACGACGAGUAAAAAGAUUGCUUGUUUUUCGGAAUAUAGUUGGUGUGUGAGUGUGUGUGUUGCCCCCCCCCCUCGGUGAAAUGUACAACAAAAACAACCGCAGAGUACAACCUGCUGCUUUCGUUCUGUC
Capsaspora owczarzaki ATCC 30864 is the source of this 2343-nucleotide messenger RNA. RefSeq names its product translation initiation factor eIF-2B subunit epsilon. Gene Ontology annotation, biological process: biosynthetic process. The coding region runs from base 45 to 2225 and encodes 726 amino acids. The transcript has 13 exons. The record is from RefSeq and is a predicted model, not a curated record. Lineage: Eukaryota; Filasterea; Ministeriida; Capsasporidae. Gene Ontology annotation, cellular component: eukaryotic translation initiation factor 2B complex. Gene Ontology annotation, molecular function: translation initiation factor binding; guanyl-nucleotide exchange factor activity; translation initiation factor activity.